Messenger RNA from Gongylonema pulchrum, 1722 nucleotides. The record is from the annotation of a GenBank genome assembly. NCBI's taxonomy places the organism in Eukaryota, Metazoa, Nematoda, Chromadorea, Rhabditida, Gongylonematidae.
AUGAUCACAGCGGCAAGCGUGAUGCGUCGACAACCAGCGCUGAAACUGCUAAAUCUGUUUUGUUCCAGAAUGAUUUUAAGAAAUACUCUGUUGAUACGAAUAUUGAUAGCGGCAGUGGAGGUACAUUGCUUGGACGCUCAAGACGAUAGAGGUUUUGGAGAAAAUAAUCCUGAUAAAACACUGUCUACUGUUACAAGCAGUCCAGUACCACUUCAAAGGUCACCAGUGCCACCCAGAAGGCCAGUUUUGUCCGCGCCAAUGCAGAAAGAUGCAAUAGCAAAUGCAAAACACACACUGCAAACAUAUUCCAUCGCCAGAUCACCGUUGAUACUAGCAAAGUCACUGGAGAGUGAUGCUGCAAAUUCUGCAGCUAUGUCGAAAGUAGACACUGAAACAGAAGCGUUUUCCUCACACAAUUUUAAUCCAACUACUCCACAGACUCAGGAAACUCAUCUGGCAUUUUCGCAUCAACCUGGCAUCGCUACAAAUUCUACAGUAAGAGCUGUUUCUGGUUUCGCGCAACUACCGCUGCAAACGACCGAAAUACCACAAAAAAUCAGUACAGAUGCAAAAAAUUUGGAUUUCCAGCCGACUUCUGCUACUAUUUUGAAGCUGCUGCCUGACUCUCCAAGUUCAGACGGCAUUUCUCAUGUGGCACAGCAAAGCAACGGUUUCGAAGAUGAUGCUGAGCAGCUUAGCGAGGAGGACUAUGGAAGUAAUUCCGAAUCUGUGAAGCCAGAUGCUGUUGAUAAUGAGGCCAUUGAGGAACUGGUAAAUCGGUUUUUAAACAGCGAUACAAUGGAGGGUGGAGUGGAGCAGAAGCUGAAUAAGGAAGUCCAGAAGCUGAUUAAUUCAAGCAGUUAUUGGAAUACGAAUAACUUGCAGCCAGACGGUUCGAUAAAGGAAGAAACUAAAGCGCAGGAGUGGAUGGAUGGAUAUGCAGUUGAGGCGCAAAAGGUGUUACACGAGGUUGCUGACGCUGGAUGGAACUAUGUCACAUCAGUGUCGCAUCUAACCAAGCAGCUACUUGAUGAAGCUGAAGAGACUCUGACAAAAUUCGUAAAAGCAAGUUCGAGGCAAGCCAAGCAGUUUGAUAUUCGAUCAAUUGGGAACCCAUCCCUGAAGCGACAAUUUGAACUUCUUCUCGUUGAGGGUGUCGGUGCACUGGAUGAAGGCGAUUUUGACGAAUACAACGACGCUCAAAAACUGAUAGCAAAAAGCUAUGCCGAAACCUCGGUUUGUGAGAUGGGCAGCACAACAAUCUGCCCAUACAGAGUGUCCGACAUUGUAUCUAUCGUUGCACAUGAAAAUAAUACUGCGAAAGCUCUACAUUUUUGGACUGCAUGGCGCGAUGCUUUGGGACCAAAGCUUGCUGCAACGUAUAACCGACUUAUCCAGCUUAUCAAUAAAGGCACAGUUCUCUUGAUUAUCUUAGGCGCCGAACUAAAUGGUUUUGGCGAUGCCGGGGCGAUGUGGCGUAGUCCGUAUGAUUUAGCAAUGCCAGGAAGCGAAGUAAGAGGGCACGGUGAUAUUGUUGCUGUCCUGCAACAAUUAUAUCAAAAAAUUUCUCCAUUUUACAAACAGCUGCAUGCUUAUCUGAGGCGUCGGAUAGCAGCAUUAUAUGGUUUGAGGAAUGUCCAAGGACUUACUCAGGAUGGUCCUAUUCCAGCACAUUUGCUCAGUAUGCUUUUGCUCUGCUUUUGUAACUCGUCUAUGUCUUAA